CUGCAGCCGCCCCGCGCAGCCACAACAGCAGCUGCUGCCGCUCAGCAGCAGCCCGCGCGCAGGCCGCUGCAGCCGCACGCGCAGCCUGCUGCUCCCGCGCAGCACCACACCCGCGCACAGGCAAGCCACCGCGCCGCCCUACCCGAGCCGAGCCGCACCGCGCCGCCCUUCCCGAGCCGCGCCGCGCCGCCCUGCCCGAGCCGCGCCGCGCCACGCCGCCCUGCCCGAGCCGCGCUGUGCUGUUUCACUGCUGCUGCUGCUACUGCUGUUGCUGCUGAUACUACUACUGCUGUUCCUACUGCUCCUACUGAACCUAUGGCUAGUCCUGCAGUUCUAGCUUUCGAUGCUGAGGGCCGCCCGCUGCGUUUUGACACCCGGCUCGAGGACCUCCAUCUGUUCCUCCAGCUCACUGCUAAGGAGGAUAUUUCGCUAUAUGAUCAUGCGUUAGGACUCGCUCCUGCUCUUGCUGCGACUGCUGACAGUACUGCCCGCUCACAGUGGCAGACUCGUGACGCCCACUCUCGCUUCGCCAUUCGCAACUCCCUGCCGGUAGAUGAGCGCGAGCACUUUGGCCAGCACAAGACUGCUCAGGCACUGUACACUGCUGUAGUUGCGCGCUACUCCUCGCCUGCCUCUACUGCGCUAGGCCGCCUCUCACUGCCCUAUAUGUUCCCAGACCUGUCCGCCUUCUCCACAGUCGCUGACCUCAUUACUCACCUCCGCACUAGUGAGACCCGCUUCCGUGCUGCCAUGCCCGCUGAGUUUCUUGCCAAGAACCCCCCCCCGCUGUGGCUCACUCUUUACCACCUGGUCACCCGUCUCCCUGACUCCCUUCGUGCGGUCAGGGACCACUUCCUUGCUCUCUGCCCCACCGAGCUCACCAUUAACCUGCUUGAGAAGCACCUGCUGGCAGCUGAGACUAGCAUAGUCGCUGUCGGUCGGGACUGCGUCCACUGCGAGUGGGGCGCGCCGCAGCGGCAAGGGCAAAGGGGGCAAGGGGGGCGGCGGGUGACGACGGGGGAGGCGGUGGUGGGGGCGGUGGCGGCGGUUGGGGUGGUGGCGGGGCUGGAGGGGCCAGUGGCAGCGGCGGGGGUGGUGGCGGCAGCGGCGGGGGUGGUGGCGGCAGCGGUGGAGGAGGUGGCCGGGGUGGGGGCGGUGGUGGUGGCGGCAGUGGACGCGGUGGUGGUGGUGGCGGUGGUGGUCGAGGUGGCGGCGGCGGCGGUGGAGGUCGUGGAGGUGCUGGUGAGGCUGCUGCUCUAG
Molecule: messenger RNA, 1260 nt
Organism: Closterium sp. Naga37s-1
Lineage: Eukaryota; Viridiplantae; Streptophyta; Zygnematophyceae; Desmidiales; Closteriaceae
Source: the annotation of a GenBank genome assembly